This is a messenger RNA of Loxodonta africana (African savanna elephant), 2304 nucleotides long. It is a transcript of the gene ZNF883, whose product is annotated as zinc finger protein 883. The record is from RefSeq and is a predicted model, not a curated record. Gene Ontology annotation, molecular function: DNA-binding transcription factor activity, RNA polymerase II-specific; RNA polymerase II cis-regulatory region sequence-specific DNA binding. Gene Ontology annotation, biological process: regulation of transcription by RNA polymerase II. NCBI's taxonomy places the organism in Eukaryota, Metazoa, Chordata, Mammalia, Proboscidea, Elephantidae.
UGUCAUGCAUGAUGCUAGAAGAGUAUUUAAAUGAUGGUUUUUAUACUCCACAUUAGAAUAAUUGGAAUUUAAUGGCCAGUUUGAAAAACAACAGUGUGACCAGAUUACAAUGAAAACCUGAUUCAAGAGGAAGAUCAUGAAUAUAAUAAUUUGGGGGAAAUAUUUAAUCUGAGCGCAAACCUUUUAGAACAACUGAGAGUUCCUUUAAGAAAAAGACUCACAAUUGUGACAAAAAUGGUAGGAGCUUGAAGCAUAAUUCUAUUCCAGUUGGUUUUUUUAAAGGCAAUUCAUGAAUGAAAAGUAUUUUAGUUUAUUAGAUACAAGAGAUCAUGCAUUUGUACCUCAAACCUUACUUAUUCUGGAAACAAGUGUAAAGCCAUAGUUCAAUAUUGAUGGAAUCUGAGAAAAUUUGUAUGAGAGAGAAACCUUAUCAGUGUACUGCAUGCAGAAAAGGCUACACUUGUAUUGCAACCUUUAACCAGCAUCAGAAAACUCGUAUUGGAGGGAAACCUUAUGAAUGCAAAAUAUGUGCUAAAUCCUUCAGCCGGAACACCAAUCUUAUUCAACAUCAAAGAACACAUUCUGGAGAGAAGCCUUAUGAAUGUAAUGAAUGUGGAAAAGCUUUUAGUCAGAGCGCUAAUCUUAUUCAACAUCAAAGAGCCCAUACUGGGGAGAAACCUUACGAGUGUAAUGAAUAUGAAAAAGCAUUCAGUCAUAGGUCAUCCCUUAGGCAUCAUGAGGGAAUUCAUACUGGAGAAAAACCCCAUCCUUGUAAUGAAUGUGGGAAAGCCUUCAGCCAUAUUUCAGCCCUUACUCAACAUCACAGAAUUCAUACUGGAAAGAAACCAUAUGAGUGUAUCGAAUGUGCGAAAACUUUCAACUGGAGUACACAUCUUAUUGAACAUCAGGCAAUUCGUUCUGGAGAGAAAUCUUACCAGUGUGAGGAAUGUCAGAAAGUUUUUUGCCACAGCACAUCACUAAUCCGAGAUCAAAGAACUCACACAGGAGAGAAACCCUAUGAAUGUAAUGAAUGUGGGAAAGCCUUUAGCCAUACCCCAGCCUUCAUUCAACAUCAGCGAAUUCAUACUGGAGAGAAACCCUAUGAAUGUAAUGAAUGUGGGAAAGCCUUUAGCCAUACCCCAGCCUUCAUUCAACAUCAGCGAAUUCAUACUGGAGAGAAACCCUGUGAGUGCAAUGAAUGUGGAAAGUCCUUCAAUUGGAGUGCACAUCUUACUGAACACCAGAGAACUCAUACUGGAGAGAAACCUGUUUGUAAGGAAUGUGCAAAAACUUUAAGCUGAAGCACACACCUUACUGAACAUCUAAAAAUUCAUUCUGGUGAGAAACCCUAUUGAUGUAACGAAUGCCAAAAACUAUUUUGCUAUAGAACAUCACUAAUUUGGCAUCAGAGAACUCAUACAGGAGAGAAACCUUACCACUAUAAUGAAUGUGGGAAAGCCUUGAGCUUAAGCUCAGCACUUACUAAACAUAUGUGAACACAUACAAGGGAGAAACCUUAUCAAUGUAAUAAAUGUGGUGAUUUUUUUUGUCAUAUUACAUCAUUAAUUCAACAUCAGAGAACUCAUUUCAGAAAUGAAACCCUGUCAGAGUAAUUAAAGUGGGAAAGCCUGCAGUCAUCAGUCAUCACACCUGAGCACUCACAGGAGCAAGAAACCCUAGAUUGUUAUGUAAGAAAAACAUGAGCCAAAUGCUCAUUUACUAAAUAUUAUACUGUUUGUACUGAGAAUAAGCCCUCUUCUUAUAAUUAAUCUGAAAAAAAUGUGUUACCAUUGAGAGAAAAUUUUAUAAUGAAAUUAUCCAAAACAGGUUUGUUUCUUUUAAGGACAUAUUUAUAAAAUUAUUUUUAAUAUAAUUCACAAAUGAACAUAUUUGGUUAUAAUAAAAGCUUUUCUAAGUACACAACAUUUUUAGUGAGUUUUUGAGCCCUUGGGUGGGCAAAAGGUUAACAUGCUAGCCAGUCCUAACCAAAAGGCUGGAGGUUUGAGUCCACCAAAAGACACCUUGAAAGAAAGGCCUGGUGAUCUACUUCUGAAAAAUCAGCCAUUCAAAACUCUAUGGAGCACAGUUCUACCCCAACACACAGGGGGUCACCAUGAGUUGGAAUCUUGAGUUGUAAGAGUUCUUUUUGUGUACUCUACAUACCAGACCCUUACUAGAUAUAUGACUUGAAGUAUUUUCUAGUAUUUUAUGAGUUCUUUUUACUUUAUUGAUACUGUUCUUUGAAGUACAGACAUUUUAAGUUUUGAUUUAGUUGAAUUUAUUAAUUUUUUCUUUUGUUGCUUG